Molecule: messenger RNA, 336 nt
Organism: Giardia duodenalis
Lineage: Eukaryota; Fornicata; Diplomonadida; Hexamitidae
Exons: 1
Coding region: 1-336 (111 amino acids)
Source: RefSeq, a predicted model, not a curated record
AUGUCUCUGGGUAAGAUCACGCACGAAGAUUACUGUCUGGAAAAGGAGAUGGGGAGGAAGCUUCGAUCGGACUACAAUCCAAUAUUGCAGACACUUCAUCCCAAUAGCAACGAAAACCGUGUGGAUCACAUGAGUGAUUUUUUCACGUCAAAGCUCCGUGACCCGCUACCUCAUACAGAUAAAUUUGUGCCUGACCGCACAAUACUAAAUAAGGCCCAUUAUGCCCAGAAAGAAAAGCGAAUGCAAGAGGAUGCCCAAUUAGUGGCGUCCUUGCCAACCUAUGAUGAACCUAGUGACGAUCUUGCUUCGCGACCCACAAACAACAAGCACAAAUAG